Messenger RNA from Acanthaster planci (crown-of-thorns starfish), 4501 nucleotides. RefSeq names its product cytoplasmic phosphatidylinositol transfer protein 1-like. Gene Ontology annotation, molecular function: phosphatidylinositol binding; phosphatidylinositol transfer activity. The record is from RefSeq and is a predicted model, not a curated record. Gene Ontology annotation, cellular component: cytoplasm. Gene Ontology annotation, biological process: phospholipid transport. Lineage: Eukaryota; Metazoa; Echinodermata; Asteroidea; Valvatida; Acanthasteridae.
ACACACGGUUUGCCAUUUCGGCAUUUUUGUCCUGCCCGUGGAAUGGUGGAAAUACACGACAUUUCAACCGCAUUGGACAACUGACACCGAAGGUAUUCGUCAGAAUGCUGAUCAAGGAGUAUAGGAUAUGCAUGCCACUAAGCGUCGAAGAGUACAGAAUCGGCCAGCUGUACAUGAUAGCCAAGCACAGCAAUGAGCAGUCACAGAAGGGGGAAGGGGUGGAGGUGAUCAAGAAUGAAGACUGCCAUGAUCCCGUGCACGGCAAGGGAAGAUACACAGAGAAACGCAUCUACCUCUCAAGUCGUCUGCCAGCGUGGAUACAGAAAUCAUUAUCGAAAAUAUGCAAUUACUUCUACGUCACCGAGAAAGCAUGGAACUACUUCCCACAUACCAUCACAGAAUACACAUGUUCCUUUGUACCGAAGUUUAGCAUCUUUAUAGAAACAAGAUAUGAAAAUAAUUCAGGAACCUCUGAAAAUUGCCUACGUCUUUCCGAUGAAGAGCUGAAGGAGCGGCAAGUCUUACACUUAGACAUCGCCUACGAUGACAUACCAGAGAAACAUUACAGGGAAGAGGAGGAUCUGACCAAAUUCCAAUCCAGAAAAACAGGAAGGGGACCCUUGCAGCCGGGCUGGCGAGAACAAUGUCAGACUAUUAUGUGUUCAUACAAAGUGGUACGAGUCAAGUUUGAUGUCUGGGGCUUGCAGUCAAGGGUAGAAAACGUUGUACAUAAAGCAAUACAAGACAUACUUUUGCUCGGUCACAGGCAGGCGUUCGCAUGGAUCGAUGAAUGGUAUGACAUGAGCGAAGACGACGUGAGGAACUAUGAGAAGAGACAGCAGGAGGCCACCAACUGCAAAGUGCAUGCCGGGCUGAAGCGGGAGACCAGUCGGGAGUCGGCCGAGGAGGAGGACGAGUUCACACUUGCAUCGGAGGAGCUAGUCCUGGAUGAGGACUUACCGUCCAGUCCCAAGUAGGGGGGCCAUUCCUUCACGAAACCCCUCGACCUGCAAUUGGACAGGAAGAGCCUAAAUACCAACCUCCAUGGGUUUCAUGGGGGGGGUAGCAACUAGCAGGGCCCUCCCUCGCCCCCCCAAGCUGAAACAAAGGAGGAAAAGACAAAGUAAAAAAAUGGGGCAGAAUGGUACAAAUCAGGAUGAAAUUCAUCAAUAUGCUUGACAAUACCUCAGAAUUGAUCGCUUAAUCAGAUUGCCACUGAUGAGUGCUCUGCACCCCACCCUCCCAGGAAAUUUACCGACCCUUUGAAAAAAGUUCGCCGACACCCCAGAAAAGAAAGAUCCAGGCCACACCCAUGCAAACCUCCCCAGCAUCUUGGCAUUCAUUAAGGGUUUGAUUGUGCCACCCCUACAGUCUUGACUUUGAUCUUUGUGGAAUUUUUUUUUUUUAAGGAAUGUAAAUCGUACAACAGUUCAGUUGAGAACAGGGAAAAAAUACUAUCAGGCCCUAUCUGCCAUAUCUGGCCCUAGCGAGAGAUCCUGAACAGCUGAAACACUGCCAAACUACUACAAGCAAUGAAACUUGGGGGUCUGCUUGUUGAACCUCCUUGGGUAUUAUACAGAACUUCAAAUUCUCUUGGCUUGGCAUAUCCAGUUCAGUGUGAAGCUUUUACUCCAUUGGAACCUGUGCUUGGUUGACAACCUCAACCAUUGCAGAACCCCCCCACAAAUAGUGUCUUCUCGAGAGAGGGAACUGUUUGUUUGUUUUUUUUUUCUGUCUGUACUGUGGAUUGGAGACUCUGAGAUUGUGAAAAUGCCUUUUGGGCGAAGACAUGCUUGCAAUGUUGGGUAGUUAUCACUCCGGGCAAGUUAGCCAAGAACUGUGGAGUAACAGGUUCAAUUAUGACUUGCUGUAUCCAGAUCAAGACCUUACGUGGUUACCCACCUCCGGGUGCUCAGUAGAUGCCUCCUGUACUUAACAUACGGCAACCCCGUCAAGUCUGUAGCAUUUUUCUCUAGAAGGCAAUUUUUUUUUUAAAAAAGGUUCUCGUCUGGUUUUUUAAAUUGAAAAAGGCAGCCUUUUCUUUUUUACUUUUGUGCCUGAAUUGUAAGAGCUUAACUUUCACCCGUUAAACGGGUUUUAAUCGUGCAUUUACAGCCAAACAUGUGGUUUAAAACACAAAGUCAAAAUGUUUCAAACAGUAAACAGGAAACACAGGCAGGCAAAGUACAAGGAAGUUAGUAGGGAAAAGUAGUUUUUUUACUUGGCCCAAGCACAGCGCAAAGAGUAGCCAUCACUCCUUCUGUGUUAUCCACCGUGAGCAGAAGUACCUCCAUGGGUUGAAAAGAGCCAUGUUGGUGGAGACUUUUCAUUUUGUGGGUAGCGAUGGGACCGCAGCACAUGCUUUUCAUAGUCGUCAGUGAGCCAGGAAAUACAAUUCCCACCAAAGGAACCUCUGUUGUUAUAAAAACAGCGCCCUCUUUUGGUCCCGCUUGGGGCGGAUAGUAUAAUGAGAUGCAGUUCUGAAGUCUGGAAGAAGGGAGGACCUGCUUCACAGUGUUCAAUAGAAUUCUUUUCGUGCAAAACCCAAGUUGCUCACAGAUGCUGCAGUCAUUCAGUUCUUGUGUAGGAACCAAACACCGAGUCAGUGUACUGACUUUGUUGCACUUUGUUUGCAUGUGUGCAAUGCAGCCAGUGAGGGGCCACUGUCCACCAUAGGAGACAAAGUGUGGGAUCAGCGGUACACAUAUAGAGAUCUGUUGUGAUUGGAUAGAGUAUGCAUGCAGGACUUAGUUGUAGUAUCAUCGGAAAUUUAGAUGAGCCCAUUCUGCGUUUAAAGUUGGUGAUUUUAACACACAUUGUAUUUAGAUUUGUUUGCAUCUUCCAGUGGUUUCCUUUGUUGUUUUUCCCCUGUAUUGCAUGUAUACUUAUGCCGUAAAGAAGAACUGUUGGUGAAAUUUUGUAAAAGUUUAUUUCAGACUAUAUAUAUAAAAUUAAACAUAAAUGUUUUUAUCUUCCCCAUUGUAAUAUAGAAGUUUUCUUAAAUUCUUCUGAAUAUUCUUCUUCUGAAUUCUUCUGUAUAGUUUGAAAAUUUGGAUGUGUUUGAAAAUAAACCGUCUUACUUGUGAAUCAGGAUUGAGAAGUUUCUGCUUCCAUCUAAACAUAUUUCAACUGCUGGAUAGAUAGAUCGACUUCAGUGUGGUAGACACAAACAUUCUCCAAAUAUUGGCAUUAUAAGACUGUGUUUAUUAAUAGUAUUAUUAAGCAUUGCCGGCAAUGACACCAAGGAUUCCUAAAAUGCCCCCCUUGGCACUGUAGCUCGCAGGCCUGAAGAAACCUGUAGAGAGGGGACAUUGACAAGCAGUUACAGUUCUGGAGGAAAACCCCGGAAGAAUGUUCUGGGUAACUUUACAGAGUCAAUCCGAGUCAUUAGUGUGAUGUAUUUUAUAGAGAAUGCACAGAUGGCAUCAGCAAACAAACAUGAGCUGUGUUCUUGAGGAGAACGAUGCACAUUCACUUGUACAUGGGGAGGAGGGCAGAGAUUUGUGUGCUGACUCUGCUGUAAAUAAUGUGAAUGACUGGAGACUACCAGUGGCCACCCAGCUUCUUUGGCCAAUGAUCCGCCAUCAUGCAUUUACCACAGUACAUUGGUAACACAGCCUUGAAUUUCGAAACCUCUGUGCUUGUGUGCCAAUUACACAUGCCUGAUCAGAAGGCAGAGGACAGUUUCGAGACUGAAGGCUGUCUUCUGUAGAAAAUGGAUCCUGUCAGCAGUCCACCACAGUCAACAGAAGUCUGAAGAGCCUUUAAAGGAGUCGAGGCUCUUCAAGUUCAAAAACACUAUAAUAGGACUGCCAAAUAACUGAAAUAUUGAACUUGCAAGCAUGUUCAGCACAGCUUUGGUAAGCCAUGAAAUCGAUACACCCAGAACGCUGUCAUUUAUUAAGAAGCAGAAAUUGUGGAUCAUUGUUUAGUGAUGGUUCAGCUAAUUAGGAAAUAAUCAAAACGAUCCAAGUCCCCUCCUCAGUAAAUGUAUGCUAUUGUCAGCUGUUAGCCCAAACUUUCUCUUGCAUCCGAACUUUCUCUUGCAUGAUUCAUUUGUUCUUAUCCGACUACUGACUUCCACUGAGCAAACAUAAAUGGAUGUUGAUUGAAGCCUUAAUUAUGUGUUGUGUAAUGUGUUACAUUGUUGAAAGAUCCUGAAGCAUACGGUAACAUAUUUUGUUUAAACAGAUGAAUAUAUAUAAAUGUUGAUAUUUAAUUACAAUUUCUGUUUGAUGUGUGACUUUAUAAAGCUAUAUUAUAUGUUAUAUGUACAUGCCAGUUCCAAUAUGUCAAUAAUUUGAAAUUAUUUAAAUAUUCUGUAAUGCGUUGGAAAUCACUGCAAAUUCAUUAACACUAAAACAGAAUAUAAAGCACGAAAACUCGUCAUGAAAUGAGUUAGAAUCCAUAAUCAUAGUGGCAACUGGAAUUGUUCAAACACUGUAAAGCAAGGGCUGUAAAAUCUUUUUAAAAGUCAAUAAAAAUGAGCAUAUUUUCAAAA